AGAGCGGAAUUGUAUUCGGUCGUCCUGGAUAUAGCUAGCUCGGUGAUCGUUCGUAAUUGAACGACGGCAAUCGUUCGGUCGCUAAUGGUGACUUAGUCGGAAUAUUAUAUUCCAGUUAAAUUUUCAUUAACAUAACUCGAUUAAAGUUACAUUUUGCGAAGAAGUCAUAUCCGCCUUAAAAAAUGUGAAUAACUUGAUGAAUAUUCCUGCAAACUGAAAUUUUGUGGUUCGCUUGUCAUAUAUGGCCGGCCAUUUUGUAAAAUGCUUAUUCGUAUAGCUGAAACAAAAAUUGUUUGAUUUUUGGUUGUUUUUCGUUUUUCAUAAGAUAAAUUAAACAAUGCUAACUAAAAGAGGUUUAUAUGCAUAAUUUUUGAAUAGUUAAAGUGGAUCAUUGGUUUAAAAGUGUUGUGUCAGGUUAGAGCUGAACUUAAAUCGAAUAACAAUAACAAUUAAGAAGUUUGGAUAAAACAAAACAUCGGAAGUUAUUUUUCAAUUGGACAAUGAACGUGUAUCAUGGCAACAAGAAUUGAAUCUGAGUCUCCUCCAUCACCAACGAAUAAUGAAUCAGAUGGUGAAGCGGACCAAGAUGAUUUUGAAGAGGAAAAAUACGAUAUCAAGCCAAAAAAUACGGGAAAUGGAUUUGCAGAUAUAUUAAAAAGGCUCGAGUCGGCCGGAGCUCUAUUGAAAAAACCUAAAAAGGAGUAUCGUUGUAAAACAUGCGACGAGGAUUUUGUUGACUGGGAAGACUUGGAAAAUCAUUUAUAUCAACACGUAUCGCUGCCCUCGGUGGUACUGGAAAGGCUACCUUCAGACGAUGAGGACACGGUUGCAUCUGAAGAUGAAAAUUGGUCUGAUGAUGAGGAACUUCAGCUUCCACUCAAACGAGAAGCGCACAAGACGCCGCAAAAAGUGGAUUUUUCCCAGAUCUUAAAAAAGACUGGCCUGACAAUUAAAAAAAGUGAAACUGGUAAAAGUCCUGAUGCCGCAUUAAAUAAAUUAAGCAAUUUAGGAUUUACAAUAAAGAAAAGCUCUACUCCUAUCAAGAAAGAAAAGAUUGAAGAGCGAAAUGAGACACGUGAUAGUGAAAGAAAUAAAAAAGUGGGAAAUAUAAAGCUAAAGCUUAAAUCAGAUGGCAAUAAUAUUAAUACAUUUAAAGUUAUCAACGGCUUAAAAGAAUUUAGAACAUCUGACGAUGAUGAUGAAGAAAGUGAACACGAAGGCGGAAACGAUGAAGAAUUUGGCGAAAAUAAGUCUAAAAAUAAAAAUCAAGAUGAUGACGAAGAAGACUUUGAAGCAGACUCUGAUGAGGAACAACAUUUAAAUGAUAGCCGACGGAGUUCAGAGAACAGUGAGUCUGGCAAAAAUGACUUACUAAAUCAGAUGAAGAAAUUCCAAGGAAAACAAAUCAAAAUAGAACCUAUUAGAAUACAAAAAUCAGGAUCGCUUACCAUUGUGAAACAAUUACCAGCUAAGAUAGCUAUCAAAUCGGAUGCAUCUAUAGAGCAGAACAAAGAAAUUCUCAAAAGGGAGACACCAAUUGCAAAACCUUUGGGAAGACCGUCAGUUAAACAAACACCAAAACGAGGUCCAAACAACCCUCUACCUAUUAAGAAUCAAGAGUCGCAACAGACAAGCGAUAGUCCAUCACCAACAAAAGAGGUUCACAAAACACCGGAAAGACGUGAGUCGCAAGAAGUCAAUACGGAAAAUGUGGCAGUGAAACAGGAAGUUCACGAUUCUACAGAAACGGAAUCGAAAAACGUACCAUUUGUAUCACAAGAAAUCAAAUCCGAAAGAUCUUCACCUCCAUUGGAUAGAGCUCCUACACCUAUAAUAGCUAAGAUUAAAACUGAGCCGAGCGUUUCAAAUGCAACAACUACAGCAAAUUCUUUUCUGCCAGUUACAAAGACCGAAGACUCAAAUGUAACUAUAAUAGAAAUAAAUGGAGACUCUAACGACGAAGACGACGAUUGUUGUGUAGUGUCAUCUACGCCUGCACCUGACGUUAAACCGAUUAUUCCCAAAACGGAGGUUGCGACGCCAUUGCCGCCUCCUUCUUAUUCGACGGCAUUGCCUUAUCCGGCUUCUUCCCAACCCAGCAGCUAUACGACUGCACCGGUCCUAUCUUCACGACUUUCCUCUACGCCGUCGUUAGAAAAGCAACACAACUUUAACUGGAAUGCCCCAGACUCAAAACCACCUAUAGACAUGCUCGAAAAAAGUGCAGACGAUAUUUUUGAAAGUCUUCUAUCCUCUUCCACAAAGAAAGAAAACAUGUCAUCGUUAUCUGAUGUCAGUGAGUACAUAUCUCUCGAUACUUUAGGUCCUAAGCAUACAUGUGAAGUAUGCAAUACUAGAUUUACAGACAUAUCACUAUUCGAAGAGCACAAAAGAAUGACAGGCCAUUCAAACAGUCUUGUGGCACCUUCAUCAUCUACGCUACUACCCUAUAACCCCGCAUCGAAUUUAUUGUCUAGUUUACUGCCAGUUAAAUUAGCCGAGCAGGUGGGAAAGCUCUCCACUAUUGGUAAUUCAGGGCCCGGUUUUACCCACCAACAAAAUGUGAUGAUAAACAUCCAAGCUUAUCCCGGAGCGGGAGGAGUCAUGCAACCACCUCCACAACCGUACAACUCCUACGGCCCUCAGGGGCACAAUCAACAAGGAGGAUAUGCCCAGACCCCAAACAACAUGUAUACUUCGUCCCCAGGGCAGUCCAUGCCGGGACAAUAUCCGGGAUCCACAUAUCCCCAGAGUCCUGGUUAUGGUCAGUAUCCGACACCUAUGUCGACUCCUGGAUACCCGGGUACGAUGCCAACAAAUGUUUAUUCAAGUGCAUCUUCGCCAUAUUCAACUGCAUCACCACUACAAAGUAUGCAGCAAGCCGUCUAUGGACAAAGCGCAACCGGCAUGAUGAACCAACAGCCGGCUACGAUGAUGGCCCCCCCGGGAUCCUCGCCUAGUCAAGUUUACUCAUCGGCAUCGAGUCCUAAUGCCAUGAAACAAUCGAGUAACAUAAGAAUUCAGAACGUCCAAACCUUUCCUCCGGGUCACUUAGGCCAGACUAUUAAUUCGGGCCAAACGGCUACGUCAGGUCAGCAGGUCGGAUCCAACCAGCAACCUAUGCAUGGUCACAAUAUAUCUAUGGGACAGCCGAUGCCAGGACAAAUAACGAAUCCCACGCAGAUCCGGAUGGCGGUCGGGGCCAACAAUCCAGCGCUUCCUCGAACCCGAAUGCCAGUUGUUCGUGGUCCUCGGCAAGCGGUACGACCUGCCGUGCACCACGGACAGAUCAGAGGCGGAGCUGCCAAAGGACCGAGAAUGCCAUUGAAAAGGCCAGGACAAGUAAUCGGAGGCACCCCUCAGAAGAGACGGACCGACAUGCUGCUUCCGGGUAAACACGACAAUGAAGAUUGUCAAGUUAUGUCGAUGCAAAAGCAAAGAGAAGGAUUGCCGUUGAUCCACAGCGUACAAGGUGCCAAAGACAAAUUGAACCUCGGCAGCCAAAUCUCUAUAACUAAGAAAACUGUGAACAAGGAAGCGAAUGCGAUGGCCAACGUGUUAGCCUCGCGCGGUAUCAGUGUGAAGCAGAAACAGAAGAGUCGGUCGCCGUCGCCCCCGCGCGCUCUGCCUAACUUACCUAACAUACCAGGUGUCAGCAUAAAACAUUCAUCUAAAUCCAGUAAUUUCUCAAUACCAGAAGCUAAGAUCGGCGGUGGAAUGCUUUCCUGUAAGAUCUGCAAGAAGAUGUUCAUGAGCUCGACUUCGUUGUCGGUGCACAUGUCGAACGCUCAUCCACAGAGCAAGUUACCCGUGUUCAAAUGCGACGAGUGCCCCGCCUCAUACCCAAAGUCACUGCAGUUGCAGCAUCAUAAACGAGUGUUCCAUAAUGUCACCGGUCCCGACAGGGAAUUAGGUCUGCCCGUUGUAGAUCUAUCGCAAAUAGACAAUCUACAAAGGUUGAGCAAUUUAGGUAUAUACAGUUUCAUUCCGUUAGCGAAUCGGGAACAAGGUAACGGUUGUUUCGGUAUACCGGUGAUAUCAGUUCAUAAUGUCCAGAAUGGUUUGACCAGUGGCCUACAGGAGCUCGGCGCCGAUGGACUUUUAAGUCUCGGCCCACUCAAGCCAUUGCCUAAUUCUUAAAUAUAACUAUUUCGUGAUUUUAGAUUUAAUGUAACGAUUGUGCAACUACGUAAAAUAAUCUCUUUGUCGAUAGUAGAAUAAGUAUUAUCUCAGUUAAAUUUAUUUUAGCUUAUAACAGCGACAAUAUUCAUAAUAUUUUGAUUUGUGACAGCAAAUCAUCUUUGACCAAACAGUGCAAGGUCUAUCAAAAAGAAUGUUUUUCAAUUUAAACUGUUCAGCCACAAAGUUGUAUAGAUGCUUUUUAAAGUAUAUAUGAAUUUAUUUUUUUAACCUAACCUGGGUAAUACUAAAGUCAACUCUUCUCCGGAAUGACAAUCUGCCUCUACCUAAAAUUCAACGUUCGCUCCGUUUCCCGCAGCUUUUCGAAGAGUAAGUAUAAAUAAUGAAGUAAUGAUUGGUUUACAUUAUGCGAGUAUAGUAGGACAGUAGGACGCUGGAUUGACAUGGACUGUUUUGGCUCGUACUGUACUGACAUAAUGUAAACCAGGUACGAGUUAUUAUAAGUUAGAGAGAGAUUUAUUAAAAUACUGACAUACGUUAGGAGAAUUUUUUGUAAUAAUGUAUUCAGUUUGACUGUUAACUGUAUUUUCAUAAUGAUGAAAUAAGAUUCAAGAAAUUGAGUUGUCUCAAAAGUAUGUGAUUGAAUUGAAACAAAUGUUUAGUGUACAUUGUUAAUAUCUAUAUCGUAACUUUGAUUAUUUUUGCAUUGUUGUCGGCUAAUGUUUAUUGUUCCUUAUCUUUUGAUCUUGAGACUAAGUACGCGAAAGGAGGUUAAAGCAAGUGAACAAGAUUUAUGUGAGUGGCGGCUUUACUGUCGCUGAGUUAGCUGAUUGGCUAAAGAUGGUGCCCGGUAUACAUAGUUCUAGUCAAGCGAUCGGUGAUUAACGCUCCAUUAAAACUGGAAAAUUUAAAAUUCAUAGUGGACCCCAUACAGAGCAUUCCAGUCGUAGAUAACAUUUUUCCAUUUGUAUUUCAGCGCAUUUUAUGAUCGCUGGAUUAAAAUAAUGUAAACAGGGCAUAAAUUUCAUCGUUUAUAUAUAACAUUUUAGUAUUACCGCGAUGGUUAUUAUUUCCGCCAUUUUCAAAAAAACUUGGUCUGACCAUAUGCAACGGUUAGUUUCUUUAUUUCGCAAUUUAUUGUAUAAUUUGGCGCUAUUUGUUUACGUGUGCCUGUCACAAUAGAAAAAAUUUAAAACUAGAAAUAUUGCUAAGUCUAUCUAAUAAGAUUAAAUACUUAAAAUAGCUUUGUAAAUC
Molecule: messenger RNA, 5394 nt
Organism: Papilio machaon (common yellow swallowtail)
Lineage: Eukaryota; Metazoa; Arthropoda; Insecta; Lepidoptera; Papilionidae
Exons: 3
Coding region: 514-4140 (1208 amino acids)
Biological process (GO): regulation of transcription by RNA polymerase II
Cellular component (GO): nucleus
Molecular function (GO): RNA polymerase II cis-regulatory region sequence-specific DNA binding; DNA-binding transcription activator activity, RNA polymerase II-specific
Source: RefSeq, a predicted model, not a curated record